AUGAUAUUCUUUUUGGUUAUUCUGUUCUUACUUGCUUUGGUUGCAUUUAUAUAUAUCAAAAUCGUCCGCCCUCAAAAACGAAUAUAUGAUAAUCUUGCAAGUCAAGGAGUGCACAGUGAACCAUUUGUUCCAGUAUUUGGUCAAAUAUUCGAUAUCAUUCGUGCUAAUAAACAAAACAAGACGUUAGAAUAUUUCAAUGAUCUCGCGAAAAAGCACGGCUAUUUUUAUCUUAUGGGUAUGGGACCUUUGCAGCGGUUGGUAGUUGCUGAACCAGGGCUGUUAGCUGAUAUUCUAAGUCGUUCGAAAGCAGAAUACUAUAGCAAAACAUCGUUCUUGAUUAAUAUUGUGAAACCACUAAUCGGUGUACACAAUCUUCUAGUUAGCCCAACCUCAGAACAUGAACGAGCACGAAAAAUGCUAAAUCCUGCGUUUCAUUCAAUUAAUCUUCAGUCAAUGGUACCACUGAUGUCGAGUGAAACGGGAAGAGCAAUUUAUUCACUACUGACCACUUCGUCAGCAACCGAUCCUGUUCGUCUCGAUAGUGUCUUUAGUUCGUUGACACUUUCUAUUAUUAUCUCGAGUGCUUUUGGUCAAGAUUACCGAGACAAUAAAAGUUCUCGAGAAUUCAUGAAUAAACUGUUCAAUGAAGCGAGCGACAUGUUAGAAUAUCGAACCUUUCGUAUGAUUAAUCAAGUUGAAUUUCUUGCUGAAUUACCAUUCUGGGGUAAAUCAACAAUUGAUCAAGCUAAGAGACUCUUACACGAGUUUGUCGAUCAAGCAAUCGCUGAUCGACGUAGUGGAAAGUCAUCGAGUUUAUGCUCUGGCCGUGAUAUUCUGGAUCUACUUCUAUCAGCCGUUGAUGAACAAGGUGAAUCAUUUACUGACCAAGAAAUCAAAGACGAAGCAUUGACAUUUGUCCUUGCUGGACACGAAACAACAAGCAAUCUACUCGCUUGGACUCUGUAUGUAUUAAUGCUUCAUAAUGAUGUUUUGCAAGCGUGUCAUGAAGAAGUUGAUCGUGUUUUACCCGAUGGUUUAAUUCCUACGUUUGAACAUGUAGGUGAUCUUCAAAUCAUCGAAGCAGUUCUCAGCGAAACUCUCCGAUUAUAUCCAGCAGCUCCUGUUUUCGGACGAGAAUGCAUUAAAGAACACACAAUAAGUAGUUCAAAUGGUGAACUUCAACUUCGUAUACCUGUCGGUACCAUGAUCGUUAUUAAUACGUAUAUUCUACAUCGAAGAGAAGAAUACUGGUCUGAUCCAUUGACUUUUGAUUACAAACGAUGGAUGCGUCAUCCUACCACCGGUCUUAAACCGAAACUUGCUCAUCCAUAUGCGUACCUUCCAUUCGCUGCUGGACCAAGGAAUUGUAUUGGACAAAAUUUUGCUAUACUUGAAGCAAAAGUCAUUUUAGCCAUGUUUUUACAACGAUGUACCUUCGAGCUAACACCUAAUCAAACCAUAGUACCAGAGUUAAAGGGAGCAACGAUGCCGCCUAAAUAUGGCCUCUAUGGUUAUGUGAAAAAAAGGAAUUCGUAG
Molecule: messenger RNA, 1536 nt
Organism: Adineta ricciae
Lineage: Eukaryota; Metazoa; Rotifera; Eurotatoria; Adinetida; Adinetidae
Source: the annotation of a GenBank genome assembly